AUGACGAUCUCCAAAGUUGUAUUGGGUAUCUGUGCAAUGGAGGAGAAGAUAGAGUCUGCUCCAAUGCGUGUAUUCAUCAAGAAGUUGAUGAGGUUUGAAGACUUGAAUGUGAUCCUGUUUGACAGGAACACUAUAUUCUCCAGCCCCAUCGAGGAGUGGCCAGUGUGCAACGCCUUCCUAUGCUUCUACUCGACGGGCUUCCCUUUGGAGAAGGCCAUCAAGUACUCUGAGCUGCGAAAGCCAUUCGAAAUCAACAAUCUCAAGGCUCAACGAUUGCUCAAGAAUAGGAAGUCAUUCAAUCAGAUCCUCGAGCAAAACUCCAUUCCAGCGCCAAGAAAGAUAUACAUUGAGCGCGGGGACACUGCCACACCAACCAGAUAUAUUGAACAUGAAGAUUAUGUUGAGGCCGACGGCGUUAGGAUUUAUAAGCCAUUCGUCGAGAAGCCUUUCGAUGCCGAAGAUCACAACAUCAAUAUUUAUUAUCCAAUGUCACAAGGAGGUGGAUGCAGGCGACUAUUCCGCAAGGUUGAAAACAAUUCCAGCUCCUUCCAUCCAGAUGUUAACAAUAUUAGAACAGAUGGAUCAUAUAUUUAUGAAGAGUUUGUAAAAUUAGAUGAUGCCAAGGAUGUAAAGGUAUACUCGAUGCCAAUCAACUCCUAUGCCGAGCUACGAAAGUCGCCAUCAGUUGACGGUACAGUAGAGCGAAACAGCUCAGGAAAAGAGAGACGAAUAGAGACAAAGUUGACAGACUACGAAUCAAGGAUUGCCAGUAUUGUAAACAGAGAGUUUAAACAAUUCAUUUGUGGAUUCGAUAUAUUGAGGACGAAUGGAGUUUCGUAUGUAUGCGAUGUGAAUGGUUGGUCGAUGGUUAAGGGCCGCCAUCAAGAUGCAUUUUACGAGGAGGCCUCCUUGUGUCUGCGAGAUAUGCUACUUCCAGACAGAGGAGUCUGGGAUCAGGUGACCGCAAGCGACACCACCUACUUCUCAAUCAAGCAACAACAACCAUCUUUUCAUCAAUUGAGCUUCAAUCACGAAAUCACCAAUUGA
Messenger RNA from Acytostelium subglobosum LB1, 1047 nucleotides. RefSeq lists its product as hypothetical. Bases 1 to 1047 code for a protein of 348 amino acids. The record is from RefSeq and is a predicted model, not a curated record. Gene Ontology annotation, biological process: inositol metabolic process; inositol phosphate biosynthetic process. The transcript has 4 exons. Gene Ontology annotation, molecular function: 5-diphosphoinositol pentakisphosphate 1-kinase activity; inositol hexakisphosphate kinase activity; diphosphoinositol pentakisphosphate kinase activity. Lineage: Eukaryota; Evosea; Eumycetozoa; Acytosteliales; Acytosteliaceae.